AUGGUGGGAUCUGGUCAUGCAGAGUAUACCAGCAAGUUUCAAGAGUUGGCUAGAUUCGUACCUCAUUUGGUGACUUCUGAGUUGAAACUGAUUGAGAGAUACAUCUAUGGCCUCAUUCCUCAGAUUCGUAACACUAUGACUGGCAUUCCUCCCUACUCCAUUGAAGAAGCUAUUCGAAGAACCAGUGCAAUGACUGAUGACUUGGUUAGAGCUGGAACAUUGUCUAGGUCUUCAGAGAAGAAGAGAGACUUUGGUGAACCCAGUAAAAGAAGGGAUUUCAGGACAGACAAGAGAGUCAAGGUUGGAAAGGUGUUUGCAGCAGUUGAGUCAGGGCAGAGGGCAUAUGUCGGUCAAGCUCCUCAGUGUUCUACUUGUACUUAUCAUCAUCCAACAACAGUGCCAUGUCGAUUUUGUCAGAACUGUCUGAAAUUUGGGCACUUAUCUAGAGAUUGCAGAACAGCUAGAAUCCCAGCAACACCACUGAAUGUCGCACCAAGAAACAUUAGAAAUCCUCCAGUUAAUCCAAGAGCUUGUUAUGAGUGUGGUAGCACUGAGCACUACCGUAAUGCUUGCCCAAGAAUUGUUAGGCGACCCGCCCCAGCAGCAGCCAAUCAGAAUCCUCUACAGAUUGCAGCACCAAAUCCACCAAGAGCUAACCAAGCCCAGCAGGCCAGGGGCCGAGUCUUUGCUUUGAAUGCUGUGGAAGCCGCUCACGAUCCGAACGUUGUCAUGGGUACAUUUCUCUUAAACAAUCAUCUAGCUACUGUGUUAUUCGAUUCGGGUGCUGACUACAGCUUUAUCUCCACUAACUUUGUGUGCACUAUUAACGUGAAACCCAUUCACUUAGUCCCAUUUGAAAUGGGUAGUUUUGAUGUAAUAGUGGGGAUGGAUUGGUUAUCUAUGGUAGAUGCAACGAUUGUACGUCGCGCAAAAAUCCUUAGAAUUCCCUUAAGUGGGGGAGACGUACUAGAAAUCCAAGGUGAACGACCCGAGUCUCACAAACGAAACCUAAUGAGCACGGCAACCGAAGUAAUCAAACUAGCCGAUAUCCCAAUAGUCCAUGAUUUUCCCGAUGUAUUUCCUGAUGACAUUCAAGGAUUGCCUCCGUCUCGACAAGUUGAAUUUCGAAUUGAUCUCCUACCUGAUGCAACUCCAGUAGCAAAGGCAUCAUACCGUCUAGCUCCUUCUGAAAUGCAAGAACUUGCGACACAAUUACAAGAGCUACAAGACAAGGGUUUUAUCCGACCGAGUUCUUCACCAUGGGGUGCACCGGUAUUAUUUGUUAAGAAGAAAGACGGAUCUUUUCGCAUGUGCAUCGACUAUCGUGAGCUAAACAAGUUAACAGUUAAGAAUCGAUACCCUUUACCGCGCAUUGAUGAUCUAUUUGAUUAG
Erigeron canadensis is the source of this 1392-nucleotide messenger RNA. RefSeq lists its product as uncharacterized. The transcript has 2 exons. Bases 1 to 1392 code for a protein of 463 amino acids. Gene Ontology annotation, biological process: proteolysis. Gene Ontology annotation, molecular function: zinc ion binding; nucleic acid binding; aspartic-type endopeptidase activity. Lineage: Eukaryota; Viridiplantae; Streptophyta; Magnoliopsida; Asterales; Asteraceae. The record is from RefSeq and is a predicted model, not a curated record.